AUGAGCUCAAUAUCGGAUCACGUUGACGCCCAACCUGACCUUAGUCCUACAGCGUCAAAUACGAGCAAUCUCUCGAGGCGACAACGGCUACUCGGAUUAGCCAAGGCAACGAGAGAUACAUAUAUUCCUAGGAUCUCAGGCUCUGUCUCGCAGAUUGCAUCUGGCGUGUCCAGUAGAGCUUUUGGUACAGGGAAUGACUUAUACGACGAGGAUGGCAACUUCAAGUGGCCGAAGGAUACUUCGAUAACACUCUUUCCGUCAUACACAAGACACUGCGAUGGAUACUACUAUACAGAUGUUAAGGGUUGGCUUUCAUGUCCUGGACUAAUGACAAGAAAAAAUAGGCUAAUUUUAUCUUUAGCGAAACAGGUUAUAAGGUACAAUUCUGAUCAAGCAGUAAAUAAAUUAGAAAGUGAAAGAUUGAGACCAGAUGUAUUGGCGAGUCAUGAGAACAGUUCCUCAGAUCUAGAUUCAUUACAGUCUGAUUCUUCUUCUUUGAAUACUACAUCUACACUUGAUGCACUGCAACAAGAUUUAACACGCCCGCCUACUAAUUCCUCUAUGCUGACACAUGGCGAUGACCUAAUUCGAGAGAGAUUAAAAUCUUUUAUGGCAAGAUCAAUACCCGAUGCUGAACUUUUGAUAGUUGUUGGUGCAGAAGACGGCAUGAGUUCAAAUGACUUAGUUCAUUUAACUGUAGUAACCGAUAUAAAUGGUCAUUUUGAAACUCGAAUUAAGUAUAAUUACAAACCGUCUAUAUUACAUGUUCGAGCGAAUGACAAUGAAUUCAUAUUUGCAUUUCAAGAUAUUAUGUUAGUUCCUAAUACUGGUGUGGGUGUAAUAAGUGACAUUGACGAUACCGUGAAACUCACUGGAGUCAUUGGCGACAAGAGAGAACUAAUGACCACGUUACUAUUGAAGGACAUGUCACUGUGGUGUAUUCCACGUAUAGCUCAGUGGUUUAACGAAUUGAAUGAUCGCUAUCCUCUUUCGUUCCAUUAUGUUUCCAAUUCACCAUGGGAGAUGUUUACUACCAUAAGUCAAUAUUUCAAAAUUGCGAAGCUUCCACCUGGAUCAAUACAUUUGAAGCAAUAUACCGGUAAUAUAAUUGGAUCAUUCAUGGAAUCGAGGUCUUCGAGGAAAAAGAGAGCACUUAACAAAAUAUUGGAUGACUUCCCUCAUAAAAAAUUCAUUUGUGUUGGUGAUUCAGGAGAGCAAGAUUUGGAAGCCUACGUUGACUUAGCAAAAAAUAACCCCAACAAUAUAGCGAAAAUAUAUAUAAGAUACGUGGCUGACUCACUCUCUUAUAUCGACGACAUGCAUAUAUUAGAUGAGAUCAAAAGGCUAGUAUCAGUCAAGAAAAGCAAAUCAAAGCAUAUUCCCCCAAAGCAUGCAUACACAAUAAGUAAUGAUGAAAUUGAAAAUCUCAUUGACUUAUCUGACUCACCAUCUCCACUUGCAGCCGAAAGGCUGGCCAAGCUCCCUCCUAUGAUUCCAAAGAAACCAACUAAUCUAAAAGGAAAUCUCGUUCGCAAGCCCCCACUACCAAGUAGAGAUAAGUAUCUCUCUAGGUUAUCUGAGGAUCAAGCUAGAAACAAUGAGAAAGGAGAUAUAAAAAAUUCUCCUGGGGAAAUGACAAGUCAGGUGCCAAGGUCUAAAACGUCCUCUUCCGUUGAUAGCAAGCUAAUUGAUAAUUUACACAACAUUUAUUACUCGCACAAUUACGAUGAGUUAGAAGACACAGACAAAAAAGGAGCUCAGUGGAUCCAUAGAGUAUUAUCUGCUCUUACAAGUUUGGAAGGCUUAUCAACAGAUCUUGAAUUCUUCACUGACGAAGAUGAAGAAUUUUUUGAAAAGAGUGCUUCAGAUAUUCAAAAACUUUUUGUGCAAAAAUGA
Priceomyces carsonii is the source of this 1896-nucleotide messenger RNA. Its product is annotated as phosphatidate phosphatase. The coding region runs from base 1 to 1896 and encodes 631 amino acids. The transcript has a single exon. The record is from RefSeq and is a predicted model, not a curated record. Gene Ontology annotation, cellular component: actin cortical patch. Gene Ontology annotation, molecular function: phosphatidate phosphatase activity. NCBI's taxonomy places the organism in Eukaryota, Fungi, Ascomycota, Pichiomycetes, Serinales, Debaryomycetaceae.